Messenger RNA from Alternaria infectoria, 1171 nucleotides. RefSeq lists its product as uncharacterized. Lineage: Eukaryota; Fungi; Ascomycota; Dothideomycetes; Pleosporales; Pleosporaceae. Gene Ontology annotation, biological process: regulation of DNA-templated transcription. Gene Ontology annotation, molecular function: DNA-binding transcription factor activity, RNA polymerase II-specific; zinc ion binding. The transcript is spliced from 4 exons. The annotation marks the transcript as partial. The record is from RefSeq and is a predicted model, not a curated record.
AUGCCCUGGACCAUCCCAAGGUACUCACAUCAUGUGACACUACCUUGUGACGGCACCAGACCCCGAUGCAAUCGAUGCAAGGAGAACGACCUAUCAUGUCAAUACGACGUCGCCGAAGGUGUCUCGCGAGCCGAGCGGAUGAAGAUUAUGAAGAGAGACAGCAUGACUGGCGAGCUGGAUGACCUGAAGCGCAUUGUUACCUCGCUACGCUCCGGGACCGACGACCAGGCCGCCGCUGUCCUCGCUCGAUUAAGGCUCGGUGAAGCACCUGAAGAGGUCGCAAAGACCCUCCCAAUGACAGUAUCCCCGGCGGUAUCCGGCCAACCCCCCAGCUUACUGGCUCAGGAGUCCACGGACACCUCUGGAAGCGGUAUGAGCCACGAAUCGGCAUUUGACACGAGUAAAGGCGCCUCACAGUUUCGAAAAGGCUCCAAUAUCUCCAUGGCAUCACCCACCAGCCAGAACAGAGGCUGGUCACCGUCAGCACCUUCAUCAACAUUUGCGUCGGGUAAGGGAAAACAAGCAGCAACGGCAGAUGGAGCGAACGAUCAUCCCUUCCUAGUUCCGCUGUUUGAUCGAGAGGACUAUCUCCUAACAAGGGACGAGGCUGGGGAAGAGAGUGAAGAGGAAGAUAGGCUUCAGGAAAGCCAGAUUGACCCACGACUUUUGCAGCAAGGAACGAGCUUCGACGGAGUCGGGAACGCCGCACCAUCAUCGAAACCAUCUCGGAGCCAACGGCCCUCACCACACAGACAAAACACGAUACGCUCGGCAUACCCUACGCAUCUCACUGGUCGACAACCGAUCGUGAACACCAUCAGGAUACACCCAAAUCUCAACCUCCGCAACCUCUUCGGCAACAUGCCAUUCUCCAGUAGCAUCCGAAGUAACCACUAUCCAGGCGACAUUCAAGAGACGCAAAUCACCAACCUGUUUCUACCCACAUGGUCCAUGUUACCCAUUAACACAAUACCUGACCCCGGGUCAUUAAAACGCGCAUUCCCUGGUAUCUACGAACAAGCCACAACACUCAUGAACAUGGGCAUACCCGCCGACCAAAUCAUCGAAACCCACCCCAACAUCGCCGCACUCUGGGACGAAGACGUAUACAACAACUCCGGCAUACUCACCAAAUGGGCAGUCGGCAUGGUGCACGGCGUAUAUAUGAAGG